Molecule: messenger RNA, 2465 nt
Organism: Poecilia latipinna (sailfin molly)
Lineage: Eukaryota; Metazoa; Chordata; Actinopteri; Cyprinodontiformes; Poeciliidae
Product: NT-3 growth factor receptor-like
Exons: 12
Coding region: 795-2450 (551 amino acids)
Biological process (GO): cell surface receptor protein tyrosine kinase signaling pathway; protein phosphorylation
Cellular component (GO): plasma membrane
Molecular function (GO): transmembrane receptor protein tyrosine kinase activity; ATP binding; protein binding
Source: RefSeq, a predicted model, not a curated record
GGCUCGCCGCUGAUCGCAUGCAGCUUCUGCAGGUGUCAGUGUGGCUGGAAAGCCAGUAGGAGGGACUUGAUGCUCCAACUUCUCUCGUUUUAUUUUAUUUUUUUUUCCAUCUCUCCGGCUCUCUAGCCAGUCGUCCUGGUCCUGCUCGGGAGAGAAAGAGAGAGAGAGAAAGAGAGAGAGCACGCGAGAGAGAGACAGAAACAGAGAGAGAGCGAGAGGCGACGACGGGCAUCGGCAGCGCCGCAUUUCGUGGGAACACACAAUGCAUCUGAGGCUGACCGAGCGACUGGAAACUGUUUUUACCGCGCUUUCCUAUUUUUGAUUCGCGUUUCUCUCCUGCAUUUAUUUAUUUAUUAAUUUAUUUAUUUGUGUUGCGUCUUGUCUGUCUUUUCUUUUUCGUCAUUCUUUUUUCUUUUUACCCCCACCUCCUCCCUCUUCUUCUUCGUCUUCUUUUUUUUUUUUUUUUCUCCCACCCAGCAGCCUCUGACGCGCAAGGACACUACAGCAUCCAUCCACGGCAGGAACGCUCACACAGAGCAUCCUCUGUACAGGCGCACCAGCCGUCCUUCCUUCCUUCCUUCAUUCAUUCCUUCCUUCCUUUCUCUCUUACCUUCCUUCCUCCCACUCUCCUCCUCUCUCUUUUUUUUCUCUCCUUUCUUGUUUCUGUCGGAACCCAGAGGACAUCGGGAGCCCUUGCUUAUACUUAACCCCCCUCUUCCUCUCCACCCACCCACACACCCACUUUUUUCUCUCUCUUCCUCCCCCCCGGCCUCCCUCUCCUCUCCAACGGAGACAUGGAUCUAUGGUUUCGCUCGGUCCGGAUUUGCUGGUGGAGGGUUUUGCUUCUGAUGAGUGUUUUCCAGGACUACCUGAGCUCCAUGCUGGACUGCCCGCCGACCUGCAGCUGCUCUCAAACAGAGAUCUAUUGCAAUAAGUCCGACAACGGCAGGUUCUUCCCGCUGCUCGCCCUGCAAGACGGCAACGGGACCGGUGUGGAUAUCGCGGACUUAUUCAAAAACAUAACCUCCAUACACUUAGAGAACUGGACGGGAUUGCAGACUCUGAGAGACGUUGAUAUGGAGCUCUACACCGGACUACAGAGACUGACCAUCAUGAAUUGUAAUCUGCGGGUGAUCCAGCCUCGAGCCUUCGCUCAGAACCCACACCUGCGUUACAUAAACCUGUCGAAGAAUCCGCUAACCACCCUGUCAUGGCAGCUCUUCCAGCACCUCCAACUCUCCGAGCUACGUCUGGACGGCGUGGUGUUCGACUGCGGCUGCAGCAUCCGCUGGAUCCAGCUGUGGCAGGAGAAGGGAGAGGCGGGGCUUCACACGCAGCAGCUGUACUGCAUGAACGGAGCCUCCAAGAUUCGGCUGAACAACAUGCACAUCAACAGCUGUGACUUACCGGAGAUCAGCGUGAGCCACAGCAGCGUGUUGGUGACGGAGGGUGAAAACGUGACGGUGAGCUGCAACGGAUCCAGACUGCCACUGCCUGAAGUGGACUGGACCGUCGGUGACCUGCAUUCCAUCAACACACACCUGUCGAACGUUUACUGGCCGGACAUCCACUCCAUCAACCUGACGCUGUUCAACAUCAGCCGAGACGACAACAAUUUCCAGCUGACCUGCAUCGCCGAGAACUUGGUGGGGAUGACCAACUCGUCGAUCCAGCUGAAUGUCCAGUUUCCACCAGUGAUCUUGAGGCUGGCUGAGCCGGAGAAACGCCAUGACACUUGCAUCGAAUUCACAGUUCGCGGUUACCCGUACCCCAAACUGCGCUGGUUCCACAAGCAGACUGAGAUCAAGGAGAAUGACUUUAUCUGGACCGACAAGGAUACCUACCAGGACUACUUGGAGGGUUGUCUGUUGUUUAAAAACCCGACCCACCUCAAUAACGGCAACUACACUUUGGAGGCCAGCAAUCAUUUGGGAACAGUCACGAAGACGGUGUAUGGUCACUUCCUCAACGACGAGGAAGAAAUCGGCUCAGUGGAAAUAGGUGGGAUCCCUGAGGAUGAAACAGGGCGGCCAGAAGAAGAUACAUUUGGGGUUACCAUCGCCGUGGGACUGGCGGGCUUCGCUUGCGUCCUCCUCCUCGUCCUUUUUGUUCUCAUCAAUAAGUACGGCCGACGCUCCAAAUUCGGUAUGAAAGGUCCCGUAGCCGUGAUAAGUGGUGAGGAAGACUCUGCCAGCCCUCUUCAUCACGUCAAUCACGGGAUCAUCACGCCGUGUACUCUGGAUGCGGGACCCGACGCAGUCGUCAUAGGAAUGACUCGCAUACCUGUGGUGGAAAAUCCCCAGUACUUUAGGCAUGGACACAACUGCAACAAACCGACCACUCGUAAGUCUGUCCUGUUGACUCUAAUCCUCAACUCCAAUGAAGCCAAACAGCGCAAAAAUAAAUAUUUCUUCACCUUGAACUAUUCGAGCAGAUAUCUGUACAAGUAAAGGGGACCUAGAAAA